AUGGACAAUUCCUUUGUCAAAUCACCAAAGGAGGUCUGCGAUCACUUUCAGGUUGACCCUGCAGUGGGCUUGGAUAACGACAAGGUCACAACACAACGCCAAAAGUAUGGCAAAAAUGAACUACCUGAAGAAGAAGCGACACCUCUAUGGAAGCUCGUCUUGGAGCAGUUUCAAGACCAACUCGUUCUGAUCUUACUGGCAGCUGCCAUCAUCUCAUUCGUGCUUGCUUUAUUUGAAGAACAUGAAGGACCGGAGGCAUCUACAGCAUUCGUUGAACCUAUUGUCAUCUUGCUUAUUCUUAUUGCCAAUGCCACUGUUGGUGUGCUUCAAGAGUCCAGCGCCGAGAAGGCUAUUGACGCCCUACGUGAAUACUCGCCUGACGAGGCCAAAGUGAUUCGACUUGGACAGCUGAGCAGGAUUCGUGCUGAGGAAUUGGUACCGGGUGAUAUUAUCAAUGUGUCUGUUGGUGAUAAGAUCCCUGCCGAUGCACGUUUAUUGGAGAUUUAUUCGAGUGUCUUUCGUGUGGAUCAAGCUGUGCUCACUGGUGAAUCCGUCAGCGUCACUAAGCAAAUUGAAUCGAUUUCGGAUGAAGGUGCUGUCAAGCAGGAUCAACACAACAUGCUCUUUUCUGGAACAACCUGUGUAUUGGGCAAGGCACGUGCUAUCGUCGUGAAUACUGGAUCAUCGACAGCUAUUGGUGACAUUCAUACUUCAAUCACGUCUCAAAUCUCGGAGAAAACCCCUCUCAAGCGCAAGUUGGAUGAAUUUGGUGACAUGCUCGCAAAGGUCAUCACCGUCAUUUGUGUCCUCGUUUGGCUCGUCAAUAUUCGUCACUUCAAUGAUCCUUCGCAUAAUGGAUGGAUUCAAGGUGCUGUGUAUUAUUUCAAGAUCGCCGUUGCACUUGCUGUCGCUGCUAUCCCCGAAGGUCUUGCCGCUGUCAUCACUGCUUGCCUCGCCCUUGGUACCAAAAAGAUGGCGAAAUGUGGCGCAAUCGUACGUAGCUUGCCAAGUGUCGAAACCCUUGGUUGCACUAGCGUCAUUUGCUCUGAUAAAACCGGCACCUUGACAACCAACCAAAUGAGUGUUUCCAGAUUUGUAUCUGUGGGAUCAGAGGCUGGUCGUUUGGAUGAAUUACAUAUUGAGGGUACAAGCUAUGAGCCCGUGGGUGAUGUUAAGACCGUUGAAGGCACCGUUACAACUCAUUUGCCUACUGGCAAUGCAUUGAUCCGUGAAGCUGCUUUGGUGUGUUCCUUGUGUAACGAUUCUCGCAUUACAUACGACGAGUCUGCCGAUACUUACCAAUGCAUUGGCGAACCUACUGAAGCUGCUCUUCAAGUCCUUGUUGAGAAACUCGGCACAGAUGAUAUCAACGUGAAUGGUCGCUUGCAAUCACUCACCAAAAAGGAACGUGCAACGGCUUGCAAUGAUCACUUUGCAUCUCUCUUCAACCGUGUGGCUACUCUUGAGUUCACUCGUGAUCGCAAAUCCAUGUCCGUUCUUGUUGCUUCUGGAUCUCAACAUAGUCUCUUGGUGAAGGGUGCUCCCGAAUCGAUUCUCGAUCGCUCCUCUUAUGUACGCAUCAAUGACUCCGACGCCCCUGUUAGCUUGACACCUGCUAUCCGUGACGAAUUGAACAAAAAGAUCCUCGAAUAUGGCAAGGGACUUUCGCUUCGUUGCAUUGGUUUGGCAAAGAUCGAUAACGUGAACCCCGCAUCUUUUGAUUUACGUGAACAAUCGGCAUUCAGCAAGUAUGAGACCGGUAUGACAUUCCUUGGUUUGGUUGGCAUGUUGGAUCCUCCACGCCCUGAAGUGCGUGCAUCCAUUGAAAAGUGCAAGACUGCUGGUAUUCGUGUGAUCAUUAUCACUGGUGACAACAAGGACACUGCUGAAGCUAUUGGCCGUAACAUUGGCGUAUUUGAUGCUGAUGAGGAUUUGACUGGCAAGAGCUAUACGGGUCGUGAAUUCGAUAACUUGUCUCAUGCUCAAAAGAUUGAAGCUGUCAAGCAUGCCAAUCUUUUCUCUCGUACCGAACCUGCCCACAAGCAAGAACUUGUCGACCUUUUGCAAUCGAUUGGCGAGAUCGUAGCAAUGACUGGUGAUGGCGUUAAUGAUGCUCCUGCCCUUAAGCGUGCUGAUAUUGGUGUUGCCAUGGGUAGUGGUACUGAUGUUGCCAAAUUGGCUGCUGACAUGGUUCUUGCCGACAACAACUUUGCUACCAUUGAAAAGGCUGUUGAAGAAGGUCGUUCCAUUUACAACAACACCAAGCAAUUUAUUCGUUAUUUGAUCUCAUCCAACAUUGGUGAAGUCGUUUCCAUCUUUUUGACUGUUCUUCUUGGUCUUCCAGAAGCAUUGAUUCCUGUACAGCUCCUUUGGGUCAACCUUGUCACCGAUGGCUUGCCCGCAACUGCUCUUGGUUUCAAUCCACCCGAUCAUGAUAUUAUGCGUCGUCCUCCUCGUAGUGGCAAUGAGUCCUUGGUUGAUGGCUGGCUCUUCUUCCGUUACAUGGCUAUUGGUGUCUACGUUGGUGUUGCAACUGUAUUUGGCUAUGCUUGGUGGUUCAUGUUUUAUGCUGAUGGCCCACAAAUCAGCUACUAUCAAUUGUCUCAUUUCCAUCAAUGCUCGGAGCUCUUCCCUGAAAUCGGCUGUGAGAUGUUCACCAACUCUUUCUCGAUGAAGGCUACAACCAUGAGUUUAUCGAUCCUUGUGGUGAUUGAGAUGCUCAACGCUAUGAACAGCUUGAGCGAGAACGAAUCCUUGUUGACAUUGCCUCUUUGGAGCAACCCCUAUUUGGUGCUUUCCAUCGUGCUUUCCAUGGCAUUGCACUUUAUGAUCCUUUACGUUCCAUUCUUUACUCAACUUUUUGCUAUCGUGCCUUUGAACCUUGAUGAGUGGAAGGCUGUCAUGUGGAUUUCACUUCCUGUCAUCUUUUUGGAUGAAAGCCUCAAGUUUAUCACCCGUACUUGGAUCGCUCCUCCUACCAAGGUCGCCACCACCACCUCCAAAGCACACAAACACAAGAAGACUGCUUAA
Molecule: messenger RNA, 3030 nt
Organism: Lichtheimia ornata
Lineage: Eukaryota; Fungi; Mucoromycota; Mucoromycetes; Mucorales; Lichtheimiaceae
Product: calcium-translocating P-type ATPase, SERCA-type
Exons: 6
Coding region: 1-3030 (1009 amino acids)
Biological process (GO): calcium ion transmembrane transport; intracellular calcium ion homeostasis
Cellular component (GO): membrane
Molecular function (GO): ATP hydrolysis activity; P-type calcium transporter activity; ATP binding
Source: RefSeq, a predicted model, not a curated record